AUGGAGAAGCGGCAGACCAUGCUGCUGCCAGGUCUGGCCAACCAUCCGGCGGUGGGCCGGCUCGACCUGCGCUUCUGGGGCAGCGGCUCCGAGUCACAGAUGAACCGCGGCCCACUCGGCUGCGGCCUCCCCGUCGAGGGCGACCACCCGUGGCUGGUGGCGCUCGGCUUCACAGGACCCGACGGCCGCGUCAUCUUUUCGUGCUCGGGCGCGCUCAUCAGCGACCAGCACGUAGUCACGUCGGCCCGCUGCGCACUCGGUACCCGUGGCUACAUGCUCAGCACGGUCAGACUGGGCGAGUACGACUUUAGCAGCCGGCGAGAUUGUGUCUGGUACGACCCGACCCUGCGCACCGAGGCCAGGGACGUGGCCGUCCACUCGCUCACCGUGCACCCCGACUUUGUCAAGCACGGCGGCGACACGAGCCGCUUCGACGUGCCGCUGCCGCAUCGCCUGUUUCCGCUGACGAUGGGCCUGCACAGUGGGCUUCCGCCGGCGUCCGACGGUGCUGCCACCUGCCGCGAGUGCAGCCGCCAGAGGAGCACCACCACGCACGUGAUGGACGAAGAGAAGCUAGCUGUGUACAACACCAGCUACUAUGGCCCGGAGCCGUGCCAGUACCGGCUGCUGUCGGAGGCGGACGGCGAGCCAAACCGCUGUCUAGGCUCUGGCACGCCGUGCGUGACUGACCUGGGCGCGCCCCUGGUGGCCCCCGACCAGUUCGGCUCGGCCUUCUUCCUGAUGGGCGUGGCCAGCAUGCGGCCAACGCAGAAAGAGUCCUGCCUGCCGGGAGCAUAG
Messenger RNA from Pollicipes pollicipes, 798 nucleotides. RefSeq lists its product as uncharacterized. The record is from RefSeq and is a predicted model, not a curated record. The coding region runs from base 1 to 798 and encodes 265 amino acids. The transcript has 2 exons. Gene Ontology annotation, biological process: proteolysis. Lineage: Eukaryota; Metazoa; Arthropoda; Thecostraca; Pollicipedomorpha; Pollicipedidae. Gene Ontology annotation, molecular function: serine-type endopeptidase activity.